This is a messenger RNA of Metopolophium dirhodum (rose-grain aphid), 3586 nucleotides long. RefSeq names its product transcriptional repressor CTCFL-like. Gene Ontology annotation, biological process: regulation of transcription by RNA polymerase II. The record is from RefSeq and is a predicted model, not a curated record. Gene Ontology annotation, molecular function: DNA-binding transcription activator activity, RNA polymerase II-specific; RNA polymerase II cis-regulatory region sequence-specific DNA binding. Bases 463 to 2460 code for a protein of 665 amino acids. Gene Ontology annotation, cellular component: nucleus. Lineage: Eukaryota; Metazoa; Arthropoda; Insecta; Hemiptera; Aphididae. The transcript has 15 exons.
UGGUUUUUUGUUGUUGUUUUUCUUAAAAAUACUUUUGGUCGUUUUUACUAGAGAGCUAUAUAAGCUAUACAUAUUAUAGAGCCUUAGUUUUUACCGUUUCAUUAACAUACCAACGCUUCUUCAAGACUCGAGUUAAUGGCGUCGUCGAUUAUAAAUUAUAAUAUUACGCAUUUUUCGUAAUAUAUUUUAAAAGAGUCACCGUGUUUUAUGAUUAGACAGCCGAGUUGUAGUUGUUCUCGAUCCAAACUGAUAUGUUAUUCUUAUCAAGUAACCUGUAAUCAUUGAAUGCAUAGACUGUUCAUUGUUCAAGUUCAACUGUCGUAGUCGGUCCUUGGUGACCAUGUGUACGCGUUUUCCAUGUGAGAGUUGCGCUCCUGUUACGUUCCGAACAUUUACUUUUUGCUAAUACAGUCGAUGUUAGCCGUGUUAAAUAUAAUGUAUUAAAUUGACAAGACUUCGAUAAUGUCUGAAAACGAAGGAACAACUUAUGUGUUAGAUGUCGGAUCAUCUGAAAAUACUAUGACUUUUGAUGGGAGUUUCAUAAAGUUGGAGGCUUCAACUUCUGACACUGAAACUAUAACAGAAAUACAAAAUUACUUGGAUUCAUUUAAUAAAGAAAUUGAAGGAAAUGAAUUAACACACGUACAAACUGAUGGGAACUCAGUAGAUCCUGCACAUCUCAUAGAUCAAAAUGACCAAUAUUAUUAUCAAGCAACUACAGGAGAUGGCCAGAUGGUUAUGGUUGGAGGACUUUCAGGACUUGAUUUAGAAAUUAUGGCUUGCACAAAUCAAAAAAAUUUAAGUAACUUAACUGAAAUUACUCUGCCUAAUGCACAAGAUAAAAUUAAAAAAGAUAACCCUCAAAUUGUUGCUUCAGGAGAUGGGGGAUAUCAAAUGGUCACUCUCGUUCAAGCUGACACUGACCCCCACAAUUAUGUUGUAUAUGUAGUCAAUCAAAAUGAUAGCAAUUAUGAAACAUCAAACUAUAGUAAGGAGAUUUCUAAAGAAGAUCAUGAUUCCGAUGUUACAAAUGUAUAUAAUUUCAUUGAUGGGAAAGAUCCAACUCCACCAAAAAAACAAGAAAUAGAAGAAGAAGAUGAAAAAACUAAAAUACUUAGGUUAGUUCCUAAAAAGUCACAAACUUCUCUAUUACAUCUAUGUGAUUAUUGUCCUUACUCUACUGGAAAAAGAUAUUUGUUAUCUCGUCAUAUGAAAUCUCAUUCUAAAGAACGUCCACAUAUAUGUACUAUUUGUGAUCGUGGUUUCAAAACUUUAACUUCUUUGCAAAAUCAUGUUAAUACUCAUACUGGAACAAAACCAUAUAGUUGUCGAAGUUGUCCAAGUAAUUUUACUACAUCAGGAGAACUUGUUAGACAUGUUCGGUAUAAGCAUACUCAUGAAAAACCACAUAAAUGUACAGUAUGUGAUUAUGCUAGUGUAGAACUGAGCAAAAUGAGAAAUCACAUGAGAUGUCAUACUGGUGAAAGACCAUACCAAUGUCCCCAUUGUACUUAUGCAAGUCCAGAUACAUUUAAAUUGAAGCGCCAUUUGCGUAUACAUACUGGUGAGAAACCAUAUGAGUGUGAUAUUUGCUUUACUAAGUUUACCCAAUCCAACAGUUUAAAAACACACAGACAAAUACAUAGUGGUGAAAAGCCUGUAUUUAAAUGUGACCUUUGUCCAGCCACUUGUGGUCGAAAAACUGAUUUACGUAUUCAUGUACAAAAGCUUCAUACUUCCGACAAACCUAUUAAGUGCAAGCGAUGUGGUGAUGCAUUCCCUGAUCGUUACCAGUAUAAAGUUCACUGUCUUUCACACAAAGGGGAAAAAUGUUUUAAAUGUGAAUUGUGUUCUUAUGCUUCCACAUUUCAGCGUCAUCUUGAAACUCAUAUGUUAACACAUACAGAUGAAAAACCAUUUCAAUGUGAUCAAUGUGAUCGGUCAUUCAGACAACAACAAUUACUACGCCGCCAUCAUAAUUUGCAUCAUAAUCUAGCAUAUAUACGACCUCCUCCACAAGAGAAACCUUAUCACUGUAAUACAUGCAAACUAUCAUUUAGACAUAAAGGAAAUUUACUAAGACAUAUGGAAGUUCAUUUGCAAGAAUCAACUAGAAAUUAUCGAAAGACUGCAUUAAAAAAAAAACUAGAAUAUAUAGAUUCAGCUGAUGAGGAUGAAUCUGAGAACGACACAAGUAUUCCAUCAAGUGGAACUGGAGCUAUAACAGUACAAGGUGAAGAUGGACAGCAAUAUGUUCUACUUGAAGUGAUUCAACUUGGUGGUCAAGAUCAGAUAAAUAACACAUCUACAAAUGUAUCAAUAAAACAAGUUGAGAAAUCUUCCUCACCAAGUCAAAAAGACCUUACAGUUUUAGAUCCACUGUCUUUAAUAGACGUGAAAGAAGAAUGUGAUGAUGGCAUUGAAAAUUUUUUUGGUUUUGAUGACAAAGAUGAUAGUUAAAACAACAAACUGGUGGUUAAAAGUUACUAUAAUCCAAGCGUACAAUUUUAACUCAAACUUUUUACAUUUCAUUUUAUAUUAUUUGUAUGCCGAGUCUUAUGUUUUUAGCAUUUUAAUUGAUGUUUAAUGUGAUAUAUUGAUCAAAAUGCUAUAUUAAAGUCUAAAGUUGAUGUUAUUUUAGAUUAAAAAUAUAUGAACCUUAGAAAUAAGUGUCCAAUACUACAAUACAUAUUAUAAUAUACUAUAAUUAUUUGGUUUGUGUUCUCUAUUUUUAUUUUUAUUUUGUAUUUUACUAAAAAUGUAUAUUAAAUACUUACACUUAAUCAUUAGUGAUGAACAAAUCAGUGUGCUUAUAUUCAUGGCAUAUAUUAUGUAUGGCUUCAAUAUUUUUAUAACUGAUUUAAACUAUUUUUAUUCAAAUUAUUAAUGAAUAUAAUAUAAGCAAAAAAUUCUACCUACUAACAAAACGCUGAUUUGUGUUUUAAUAUUAUAUACAUACUUAUUUUACUGCAUUUUUUAAUGUAUGGAAAAAUUUAAAAAGUAAAUUAAUACCUAUUACCUAGCAUUUAUAAAUAACAUUUAAAGUACAGAUUUUUUUUAUUGUUAAGUUUGUAUAUUUAAAAUCGGAUUUAUUUUAAUUAUACAAUGCUUAUUUAAAGUGUAGUCAUUCUUUCAGUGUAUUUUGACAUAACCUAAAAACCUUAUUAAAAUAUUAAAUAAAGACUGCACAUAUUCAUCUCGAAUAAAGAGAUUAAUAUAGUAUUACUUUAUAAACACUAUUAAAAAUAUUUUUUACUUGUAAGACUUGACAUAAUUUUGAUGUAUUUUAUUUUUAUUUGAAUAUGCAUUUUUAAAUUUUUUUAUUACAUUCCUACCCAUGUUUAUAAUAAUAUGAUUGUGAAAGUAUAAAAUUAUUUAAAUUUAACAUUGUGUGCCAGUUGUCCAGAUACACUGUUAACAUGUGCACUUUAUAUACCAAUAAACUAUUGUUAACAUUAAUUAUUAAUAUACUCUUGUUAGAUAUGUAAACAGAUUAUAAUAUUAUUUUUUAAUUAUUUAAGUGUUAUUGUUAUUAAACAGUUGUUUAUAAAAGGCAUCCUAGCUUUGAUUACAAAUAAAGUAAGAG